Entamoeba invadens IP1 is the source of this 1197-nucleotide messenger RNA. Its product is annotated as 26S protease regulatory subunit, putative. Gene Ontology annotation, molecular function: proteasome-activating activity; ATP hydrolysis activity; ATP binding. Gene Ontology annotation, biological process: proteasome-mediated ubiquitin-dependent protein catabolic process. The record is from RefSeq and is a predicted model, not a curated record. The transcript has a single exon. Lineage: Eukaryota; Evosea; Mastigamoebida; Endamoebidae. The coding region runs from base 1 to 1197 and encodes 398 amino acids. Gene Ontology annotation, cellular component: proteasome regulatory particle, base subcomplex.
AUGGAGAUCGAGCCGAAGAAAGACGAGAUUGCUUUAGUCAAAUAUUACCGCUCAAAAAUCGACUCAAUGACUUACGAGUACUCUACACAACUUCAAGACCAACGUCGUUUAGUCUCGAAACGAAACCAACUGAACGAACAAGUACGUAAGAUGAAGGAGGAGAUUCAACUUCUUUCCGAGCCUUCUUGUUCUGUCGGUGAAGUCGUUCGCGCUGUUGGGAAAGACAAAGUGUUAGUCAAAAGUGCACAAGAGGGCAAGUACAUUGUCUCUGUGGAGCCCAACAUUGAGAUUAAGUCAUUGAAAACAAAUCAACGAGUCGCGUUAAAGGCGGAUUCGUACUCGAUCACUAAAGUCUUACCAAACCAAGUUGAUCCGUUGGUAUCUUUAAUGCGUGUCGAGAAAGUCCCCGACUCGACUUAUGAUAUGAUCGGUGGGUUGGACCAACAAAUCAAAGAAAUUAAAGAAGUCAUCGAACUUCCUAUUAAACACCCCGAGUUGUUUGAAUCACUUGGUAUAGCUCAACCAAAGGGUGUCUUGUUGUAUGGACCACCAGGGACUGGUAAAACGUUAUUAGCAAGAGCAGUCGCACAUCACACCGACUGCACUUUCAUUCGAGUCUCCGGGACGGAAUUGGUUCAAAAAUACAUUGGUGAGGGAAGUCGAAUGGUCAGAGAACUGUUUGUGAUGGCGAGAGAACACGCACCAUCAAUCAUCUUCAUGGAUGAAAUCGAUUCAAUCGGAUCCACUCGUGUGGAAGGAAACAACGGAGGUGACUCGGAGGUACAACGCACAAUGCUCGAGUUGGUCAAUCAACUCGACGGGUUUGAGCCGACGAAAAACAUUAAAGUGUUAAUGGCGACGAACAGAAUCGAUAUUUUGGACCCUGCACUUCUUAGACCGGGAAGAAUUGAUCGAAAAAUUGAAUUCCCAAACCCAAAGGAAGAGGCGAGACUCGAUAUCCUUAAAAUCCACUCGAAAAAAAUGAAUUUGGUGAGAGGAAUCGACUUGAAGAAAAUCGCGGAGAGAUUGGAUGGUGCAAGUGGAGCUGAAAUUAAGGCGACUUGCACGGAAGCGGGUAUGUUUGCGUUGAGAGAAAGAAGAUCACAUGUUACUCAGGAAGACUUUGAGUUAGCCGCCGCUAAGGUAAUGAAGAAGGAUGAUAACGCAAGUAUCUCGUUGCAGCAGUUGUGGAAGUAA